CGUUUGGAAAGCCUUGCUUGCUCUCCUUGCCCCCAACACACGACCUUGGCUACACGCCAAUAGCCCGGGAGGGGCAAAAAGGGCCUGCUGGUGAGGAUUGCGACGUGCAACCGCCACCAUUUUCGGCUGCGAUUGUGUUGGCAAAGCCUCUCUAGAAACAGCCGGGACGCGAAGGCUCUUGGAGGGAUGAGGAGUCGAGUAGGCCUAGGGCGUUCCCAGCUGCGUCUCUGCUGCAGAAGGCUAGCACGGCCAUCACCGAGGAGGGGAGCAGCAGCAGCAGCAGCAGCCUCUCCUGCGACGGUUAGUGCACGGCAUUCAAGUACCGCCAGACCUAGGGCGAGGAAGAAGGGCGGGAUGGCGCUAGGAGCUGUGGCAUCCGUAGCGGCCGUGGCGGCGCUGCUGAGGGAGGCGCAGCUGCCGGAUAGAUUUGCGGAAUGGGACGAUGAGGUAGGGGGGAGGCGGAGAUAA
Ectocarpus sp. CCAP 1310/34 is the source of this 468-nucleotide messenger RNA. Lineage: Eukaryota; Phaeophyceae; Ectocarpales; Ectocarpaceae. The record is from the annotation of a GenBank genome assembly.